Messenger RNA from Durio zibethinus, 2418 nucleotides. RefSeq lists its product as uncharacterized. Gene Ontology annotation, biological process: sesquiterpene biosynthetic process. NCBI's taxonomy places the organism in Eukaryota, Viridiplantae, Streptophyta, Magnoliopsida, Malvales, Malvaceae. The record is from RefSeq and is a predicted model, not a curated record. Gene Ontology annotation, molecular function: cyclase activity.
CGUUGUUUGACCUUUAGCAAUCUUUUUUUUUUCCUAAUUUUGUUGACCAGCAUCAGGACCACGUGUUCAAACUUUCAAGGUAAGAUCCUGUACUGUAAGACUUAUGAUUGGCGGAAGAAUCUGUUCACUGUAAGUUGUGUAUGUCUGAAACCACAUCUGCUGCAACUAAAGCAAAAGUGAAUUUUUUUUAGACUGAUUCCAUAGCAGGUUAUCUCUUGAAUUCAUUUGUCAGUUUCCCAUAAGCCCAAGUUUCAGCUCGUACUUUUCUUUCUAUAUCAGAAUUACAUUUUAAGAGUUAUUGCAAUGGAGCUUCUCUCUGUGUAGCACAGUUCUGGGAUUGAUUGAGAGUUAAAUUUUGAUAUUAGAAUGGCUUCAAGUGACAAUGAGAAUCAGAAAGAGCAAAUUGAGGAAUCCAAUGUCACUAGAACAAAGGGACAAAUUCCUCUUCACAUUUCAUCAUCACAAAGGAUGCUUCUAAACGGUGAAAACCCUCAAAGAAGGUCACCUAGAAGCUUUAUGUCUCCUCCAAGUAGAAAAAAGUUUCUCAAUUUUGGUUCUGCAUCUGCCAAAUUCAAGCGCUUAGCUGAAGAAAGAGACGAGGUUUCUCGGUUGGUGGCUUCUUCAAGUGGUCAUCGUUUACGAGAACACCUGACUGGGGUUUUUGCAAAAAAGAUUGAUUGGGUUUCCCUCAAGAAAAUGUGUAAGGAAUGGUUUAGGGACCCAAUGAAUAUGGCCCUUUUUGUAUGGAUCAUGUGUGUUGCUAUCUCUGGUGCUAUUCUGUUCCUCGUAAUGACUGGAAUGUUGAAUGAAGCGCUUCCUAAGAAGUCCCAAAGAAAUGGCUGGUUUGAAGUCAACAAUCAAAUUCUCAAUGCUCUGUUUACUCUUAUGUGUCUGUACCAACACCCUAAGCGAUUUUACCACCUUGUACUUCUUUUUAGAUGGAGACUGGAAGACGUUUCCCGACUCAGAAAGAUAUACUGUAAGAAUGGGACCUAUAAGCCUCAUGAGUGGGCACACAUGAUGGUGGUUGUUGUGCUACUUCAUAUCAACUGUUUUGCUCAGUAUGCCCUUUGUGGUCUGAAUUUGGGAUACAGGAGAUCUGAGCGACCUGCCAUCGGAGUUGGGAUAUGUGUAUCAAUUGCAAUAGCUGCACCAGCAAUGGCUGGUGUUUACACCAUUGUUAGCCCUCUUGGGAGGGAUUAUGAUUCUGAAAUAGAUGAGGAAGCAUUGAGGCCAACCGACACUGGUGAAAGUAAGAGGCCAGAGCAAUUGAGACGAAAAUCAUUAGAGAAGAGAUAUUCAUUUGCAUCCGGAGAUGAGAAGAGAGUUGUUGAAAGCAGACCACUCUGGAGUGGUGGGAUGCUUGACUUUUGGGAUGAUAUUUCUCUAGCAUAUCUUUCUCUUUUUUGUAGCUUUUGUGUCUUUGGGUGGAACAUGGAGAGACUUGGGUUUGGAAACAUGUAUGUACAUAUUGCAACUUUUCUCCUGUUUUGUAUGGCUCCCUUCUGGAUUUUCAACUUGGCUGCUUUGAAUAUUGAUAAUGAGACUGCCAGAGAGGCUCUUGGUGUUACCGGAAUUGUUCUCUGUGGGUUUGGUUUACUAUAUGGUGGCUUCUGGAGGAUUCAAAUGAGAAAGAGGUUCAAUUUGCCAACUUAUAACUUCUGUUGUGGUCAACCAGAAGUCAGUGAUUGCACUCUGUGGCUGUGCUGUUGCUGGUGUUCUCUUGCUCAGGAGGCACGCACAGGGAAUUCUUAUGAUAUUAUAGAAGAUAAGUUCUUAAGAAAGCAAAUGGAAAGUGGUAACCAGCUGCCAAUAACACCUUUACCUCGUGAAGAUGGGAUCGUCCAAUCUGGUUCUGGUCCUAGUUCUUCACCAGGGUACAAUUCUAGCCCAUCCACGAGAUUAACAGCCAAUUCUUCAAGUACUAGAAUAGUUUCAAAGGAAUAUUAUAGUCCAGACCGGCAGCUUUCUAUGGUGAAAGAAGAGUCAUCUUUACGAGGUAAAGAUGAAACUAUGAUUCCACCUGCUCCACCAUUGAUACAGAGAGAAGAAACAUAAAUUGGCGAAAAUUUUCUAUCAUUGUCAUUGUCUCAUGACUUGAUGUUCGUUUGCACAGAUGUUUGUGAGAGCUUUGAAAUGCAUUAUAUAAUUUCAUAUUUUCUCACACUUUAAAACGUUUCUUUUCCCUUUUGGUUGAACAUAUGUAAAUUUACAUUAGGGAUUGUUACACUGUUAUUCUGAGAUUCUCUUUCUUAGCAGUUAGCAGCAUUAGUUUUCAAAUGACCUUGCAAUUUUGUUUAUAAUUGAUAUUGCAACUUAAUGUCUAUCCUGAGAAUUAGUUUUAUGAAGCAAUCUAGCUUAAGAAUUCCUUGUGCAUGCUUCGUUAGCACAAGUGCAUAAUCAUUAUUUAGAUAUUAU